AUGCCGGCGACAGGCCAGACAAGGGGCGACGACCUCGCCGGAGCAUCGCCAGCCCCGAAGAGGCCGAGCCACGACAAGGCUUGUCGGCCCAAGGCUUGUCGUGGUCGUGCGAGGCUCAGCCUCGCCUUGCCCAGCCCAGGCGAGGCUGAGCCUCCCGCGGCCACGGCAAGGCUCGGCCUCCCCAGCCGGCACGAGGUCGGGCCUCGCCAAGCCAGGUUUUACUUAAAAGAUGCAGUGAUUCAAGGAGAAGGUGACCCUUUCAAGCUGGCGAACAACGCGACCCUCUUCGACUACACCGGGACAGACCCGAGGUACAACAACCACUUCAACAAUACCAUGAAGUGUAUGUCUGCCAUUUUCAUGGGCAAAAUCAUGGACACUUACCACGGAUUCGAGAAUGCCAAAACAGUCGUCGACGUUGGCGGCGGUGUUGGCGAAUGCCUUAAGCUUAUACUCUCCAAGCACCCCUACCUCCGGGGGAUAAACUUCGACCUACCCCAUGUUGUCAAAAAUGGGCUUUCUUAUCCUGGUUUGGAGCAUGUAGGAGGGAGCUUUGUGGAUGAUCCCAUCCCAAAAGGAGACAUCCUCUUAGCGAAGUGGCAAUUCCAUAUUUGCACGGACGAGUUCCUCAUACAGCUCCUGAAGAAAUGCUGGAACGCGUUGCCGGCAUCGGGCAAGGUGGUGAUCAUAGACCCAGUCUGCCCGGAAUCCCCAGGGACGGACCUAGUGACCCGGGCCACCUUCACUUCCGACAUGGUCAUGCUGGCCUUGACUCCUGGAGGGAAAGAUCGGACGCUGAGGGAAGUCGAGGUCGUGGCCCGCGCGGCCGGGUUCAGCUCUCUGAAAGUGGGCUGCCAGGUCCUCAACAUGUGGGCGCUCGAGCUAUAUAAAACCGCCUAA
Molecule: messenger RNA, 900 nt
Organism: Eucalyptus grandis
Lineage: Eukaryota; Viridiplantae; Streptophyta; Magnoliopsida; Myrtales; Myrtaceae
Product: caffeic acid 3-O-methyltransferase 2-like
Exons: 4
Coding region: 1-900 (299 amino acids)
Biological process (GO): methylation
Molecular function (GO): S-adenosylmethionine-dependent methyltransferase activity; O-methyltransferase activity
Source: RefSeq, a predicted model, not a curated record